ACGGUUGCCACGCGCCCAAUGGAAUUCUAGAAGAAGUCACCCACGUACUGAGCGGAAAAACUGAUGCUUCGACAUAUUACGCAGUGUCUCUAAAAAAGGUUGCUGAGCGUGUUUUCUGCCAGCAGUCUGAGGGAAGCUGCUCACAAUGCGUGAUGCGCAUGCGCAUGCGCGACAGCGACACGCCGUUUCCAGCUUGAGCCAGAGUGGCUGUGGGAAGUGCGCGCGUGGGGAGCGGCUAAGAUGGACAGUUGCUGCUUUGGACCCUCUGCCUAUGUGUUUCUGAAGUUUCGUGUAUACAACUGUUAUCCUCAGCAGACAUACCUUUAGAAUGGGAGGAUUUGCGCAUGAUGACGUUUGGCUCGUUUACCCUAUUACUGAAUGAGACCAUAUGAUGAAAUGACAUGACACCUGACCUGUGUAAUAAUGUUUGUCCAGUGAUUACAUGUGAUUCUCACUAGUUCAGUUGGUGAAAAUAAAAACAAAGGCAGCCAAUCAUUUACUGUUUGUCAAGUGUUUUGGAAUUAUUUUAAAGACAGAAUAAUUCAGUGUUCAAAGACAGAAGUGCAGAUUGUACCAUUUUUUUCUUCUAUUAAACUAUUAAUAAUAGUAAGAAAAAAACGAAGUGUUAAGCAAAUGACACAAAAUGAAGAAAACAGAAGAGAUGUCAGGGAACAACAACAAUGUGGAUUACACAAAAAGUGUGAAAUAUGUGUACAGCCCAGGACAACUGGUUAACAAAAGUGAGUGAACUUUUCCAAAGGGACAGAAUUUGGAACAUCUGUAUGACAAGAACCAAACUCGACAACGUUUUUAUCUCUUCUCGUUGUUCUGCUUGAUUAUCAGCGAUGUUCUAAGUAAAUGUGUAAUUACUUCUGCAACUCCACAUAUGUGGCUCUUGCUUGCUGCGUUUGCUUUUUAUAAUGGAGCUUCUCAGAAAACAGGUUUUGUUCAUUCUGUGACACAGUAUGAGCUAAAUGAAUAAAUAAUAAUGAAACGUAACACUCAACAUAUGCCCCUUGAAUAGGAGUGCUUGCCCUGAUACAGUUAAUCUGUGGUACCACUGAUUUCACAGAUAUGAUCCUGGUUAAAUCAAAAUUAUUUCAGAUAUAAAUAAGAUGGUGAAUUUUGAAAAUCAUUUUCACAAAAGCAACACUUCUAUAAUGGAGAGGAACAGGGGGUCUGAUGCUGUGUCAAUAAUCUACACGAAUGUUAUGUCAGCAUCUCUUUCUUUCCAUACAGGCAGAAUGGAGAACCUGGUGCACUACAUUAACCCUGUGCAUACCUUCUCCCUACUGAGCAUGCUCAAUGAGCAGCGGCUCAGCGGUCACCUCUGUGACGUAACAUUGAUCGUAGCUGACCAGAAGUUCCAUGCUCAUCGGAGUGUUCUUGCUGCAAGUUCCGAGUACUUCCAGGCUCUGUUCGCCAGAACAGAUUCUGAUGUCCAUGCAGUGGUCCACCUGGACUUCUGUGAGCCAGAUGUUUUGGAGCAUGUGCUGAAUUACAUCUACUCCUCUUCGCUGUUCGUGGACAAAGAAAGCUUGACAGCAAUUCAAGAGUUAGGGUACAGUUUAGGAAUCUCUUUUCUGACUAAUAUAAUGACAACAAAACCUCAGAUUUCUUACAGUAUCUCUAGAAAGGCAGUGUUUGCAGAGGGUAAUGACAGUGGUUGCCUUCCAGAAAAUGUCAUUGUUUACCAGAGAAAUAUAUAUAAAACUGAUGAAAGCUUGUCUCAUGUCAAAGGAGAAAGUUUUCUGGGGAAAUCUCCAUCAAAUCAGACUCCAUCAUCAGAGUCUCCAGCAGCAGAAUCUGGACAGUGUUCCAGCAGAACCUGCCAGACCCCAGAAGGUGACCGAGGACCAGAAACAUUGGGGAAUGCAGAAGUGUCACAGUGGAACUCUGUCACAGAUCUCAAGGAGAGGAGUUCUGAUGGCAAGUUUAGUCAGUCUGCUUCAUUUCCUCAGAAGAUGUCUGAAGAUAAAAGUCUUAGUGAAAAGCCACAGAUUAUGAAUUGUCAAGAUGGACAUCCAAGCAAAACCCAUGAUCUUCAACAGACAGAGACAAGAAGGCCACUCAUAAAAAGUCUGUUAUGUAGAUCAUUAUCGGUCAACAGCACUGUCUCUGGUUAUUCACCUGUGAUGGACCUUAACAAAGGUGAAGAAAAAGCAGACUCUGCUUUGAAGCUUGGACAAGGAACAUCUAACCGUGAGCCAGACAACCUUAAAACUUUUAAGGUUAAAAGUAAUAAUUCCAAAGCCAUUCCCACGUUGCUUUUCCCCUCGCAGUGUUGCAAUACAUGCAGUGAUUUGGAUAUGAAUAAAAUGAUCGUCCGUGUGAAAACCGAGCCUAUUAGCCCAUUUACUGAGCCUUCAGAUAUUUUACGUGUCACCGUUGGAGAGGAGUUGCCUACCAGCAUUAAAAACUUUCCACUUAACACCAAUGGCAGUGAGCCCAAAGAAUUUCUUACUGAUUAUGGAAAGAGAAGAAAGGUAGAACUGGGCAACGAAGGAGGUGUACUGAAAAAAUCCCGAAGUAUUAAUGAGGAACAACUGUCAGAAGACCAGAGUCUUGGCAUCACCUUCAAAUCAAGCAACAGCAGCCUAAAAGAACACCAGCAGUCUAGAACUUCCAAAUGCAAGAACUGUAUGAGGACGUUUCGUUCCAGCGCUGCACUUCAUCGGCACAUGAACAUGUUUCACAACCCAGAAAAGCCUUAUGCCUGUGACAUCUGCCACAAACAGUUUCACACCAACUUCAAAGUGUGGACCCACUGUCAAACCCAACAUGGAAUCAUGGAAAUUCCACCUCCACCCUCCAGCUCCUCUAUAACCCCAGAAGACAGGCCCCACAGAAAGUUGAUCGGAAUGGUGCAGGAACGUGAACUGAACAGAAAUGUACUGGUAAAACUUUGGGGAAGUAAGCUAGGAAGUCUGCAGUCUCCAGUAUGUCAUAAAAGAAGCUUCAGAGCAUGGUCGAAAUCCCACGCAUGUGCUUGGUGUGGAAGAAUGUUCAGGUUCCUGUCUCACUUAAGGCAGCAUUUGCGUUUACACUGUGGUCAGAAGUCUGAUUAUACGCUGGAGAAUAAGGAGGAAAUUCUUCCAGAGAAGGACCAAGAACUUCAGUUACAAAGGGACAAAAGAUCAGAGGUCUAUCCUUGUAGGCUCUGCAGGAAGAAAUUGAGCUCUUUCUAUGAGCAGACAGAACACGAGCAAGGGUGUCUGUAUAGAAUAGUGUGCCGAUACUGUGGUCUUAACUUUUCUAAUUCUUGUGCUGUGAAGGAGCAUGAGAUUCACUGCGAGAACAAAAAACGGACUUGCCAGGAAUGCAUGCGCACGUUUAAGUCCCCUUUCAGUAUGUGGCGACAUCAGAUGGAGGUUCACAAACAAAAUCCCGUAAACAAAAAGCAGCAGCUUUCCUGUCUUCGGGAUCACAGCGCUCAUGCUGCUGGUGACGCGAUGGCUCCAGAAAGCUCUGGAAAAAAGGCUCGAGAUUACUCUCUGCCAAUGGUUUCUGAAUCUCCUGAAGACCCGGAGGGCCAGAAGGUCAUUUCGCGUCAGGAGCCGGUGAGGGUAAAAGAAGAGCCAUAUGAGGAAGCUGUCAAUGAAAGAGUGCCACCUGAGAACCUCAGGACUGUAGAGCCCAGCCUGUGGUCCUGUGAGAAGUGUGGCAAAGUGUUCAGUGCCCUCAGGGAGUUGGAGCACCACCAAGAGCUGUUGUGCUACAUCAAGCCAUUUAUCUGCAACAUCUGCCAGAAAUCCUUCAGGACCAACUUUCGUCUCUGGAGCCACAUUCAGUCCCACGCAUCCAAUCCGGAUGCAUCUGGUUCCAGAGAAAACAGUCAGCUGCCUUCCCGCCUUUCCCCAUCGCCACCUCUUCUCGCCACAAAUGUGGAAGAGUCGCCUAUUUCUGUUGCCAAAAGCACAGCGCAGAACUCUACAGGUGGAGACCCCCUGCGCAGGACACACCAGCAGAACAUUCAGGUGUCCCGUCAGGAGGUGGACGCGAUGUCCAGCCACAGUCCCGCGCCACCAGCCCUUGCGGCUGAGAGGCAGUACGUGUGUAAAUUGUGCCGCCGGACCUUUAGGAGUGCUUUCAGCCUCUGGAGCCACGAACAAAGUCACUCCAGCUCCUGAACUAAGUUUUUGUGGACAGCUGUGCAGGUCCACUUAGCCUCUUGGAGUUCAGUUGUGCUCCUUACAGCUGCUGUAGACUGCAGACAUCAGCAUGAAGGAAAGUAAUGUUAAUUUGCAUUUAAUUUGUUUAAUUCCCAGUCAUUUUCUGUUUACUUGUCCUCUUUGGAGUU
Molecule: messenger RNA, 4300 nt
Organism: Scleropages formosus (Asian bonytongue)
Lineage: Eukaryota; Metazoa; Chordata; Actinopteri; Osteoglossiformes; Osteoglossidae
Product: zinc finger and BTB domain-containing protein 21-like
Exons: 2
Coding region: 1116-4130 (1004 amino acids)
Biological process (GO): regulation of transcription by RNA polymerase II
Cellular component (GO): nucleus
Molecular function (GO): DNA-binding transcription factor activity, RNA polymerase II-specific; protein binding
Source: RefSeq, a predicted model, not a curated record